UUCAAAAUUCUUUCUAAAAAUCAUCAACAAAAGUUCAUCAAGAUGUCGACUAUUGAGAUGAGAGUUCACAUGGAUUGUGUGGGAUGCGAAAGCAGAGUUAGAAAUGCCCUUCAGAAGAUGAGAGGAGUGGAUGGAGUAGAAAUCGACAUGGUGCAGCAGAAAGUGACGGUGACCGGCUAUGCCGAUCAGAAGAAGGUUCUAAAGAAAGUGAGAAAAACGGGAAGGAGAGCUGAGCUAUGGCAGCUCCCUUAUAACCCUAACCUAGGAGGCGGAAGCAGCAGCAUCAACGGCGGCUACUUCUACAACCCUCAGGGCUGCAACGGCCCAAUAAACCACGCAGCGCCAGUGCCGACAUCUUCUUACAACUACUACAAGCAUGGUUACGAUAGCAAUGAGUAUUCGUCUUACAGGCACCACCCUGUUCAUGCCUCUAUCUUCAGCCACCAGACAGGUUCUAAGUUCAGUGAUGAGAAUCCCAAUGCUUGUUCUAUUAUGUGAGUGAGCUUGAGUAAUGUAAUCAUAAGUUAACAACAAGCCAUAUGUUAUCAUUUGCUUACAAGGCUUCGUUGAUGAUGUUUACUAUUUUUGUUUGUUUGAGCUUACUAUGUAAUGGCAAUUGAAGCUCAAUCGGUUGAUUAAUUAUGCUACUCA
Messenger RNA from Capsella rubella, 651 nucleotides. Its product is annotated as heavy metal-associated isoprenylated plant protein 28. The record is from RefSeq and is a predicted model, not a curated record. The transcript is spliced from 3 exons. NCBI's taxonomy places the organism in Eukaryota, Viridiplantae, Streptophyta, Magnoliopsida, Brassicales, Brassicaceae. Gene Ontology annotation, molecular function: metal ion binding. The coding region runs from base 43 to 498 and encodes 151 amino acids.